AUGGGCAAGACAACAAAAAGAGCCUCUAGUAUCAGGAGAUUGAUGGUGUUCGCGAUAGUAGCUCUCAUCUCAUUGGCAUUGGCAGUUAGAUACCUAUUUCACAACUCUAAUGCUACUGAUUUGCAAAAAAUUCUUCAGAACUUGCCCAAAGAGAUUUCUCAAAGCAUUAAUAGUGCCAACAAUAUUCAAAGCUCUGAUUCUGAUUUAGUUCAACAUUUUGAGAGUUUAGCUCAGGAGAUCAGAUAUCAGCAGGAAGUUCAAGCAAAGCAAUUUGAUAAACAACGUAAGGUUCUGGAAAAAAAAAUCCAAGAUUUGAAACAAACACCACCAGAGGCCACACUAAGAGAACGUAUAGCCUUGACCUUCCCCUACGAUUCGCACGCUAAGUUCCCAGCAUUUAUUUGGCAAACCUGGUCCAAUAAUGAAGGUCCCGAGCAUGUUCAAGAUAUAAAGGGCAUGUGGGAAAGCAAAAAUCCAGGUUUCGCUCAUGAAGUUUUGAACCAUGACGUGAUAAAUGCGCUAGUACACCACUACUUCUACUCUAUACCGGAAAUUCUAGAGACUUACGAGGCUCUGCCCUCAAUCAUCCUAAAGAUAGACUUUUUCAAGUACUUGAUACUGUUGGUACAUGGGGGUGUUUAUGCAGACAUUGAUACAUUCCCUGUUCAGCCAAUUCCAAACUGGAUCCCUGAAGAGUUGUCACCAUCCGACAUCGGGUUGAUAGUUGGAGUUGAGGAAGACGCUCAAAGAGCUGACUGGAGAACCAAGUACAUUAGAAGACUACAGUUCGGCACAUGGAUUAUACAAGCUAAACCUGGCCACCCAGUAUUGAGAGAAAUCAUUUCUCAAAUUAUUGAGACCACCUUGCAGAGAAAGAAGGACGACCAACUGAAUGUCAAUCUAAGGAAUGAUUUGAAUAUCAUGAGUUGGACAGGUUCGGGAUUAUGGACUGACACUAUUUUCACGUACUUCAAUGACUUUAUGAGAAGUGGUGUCAGCGAGAAGGUUACAUGGAAAUUAUUCCAUAACUUAAAAGAGCCAAAAUUGUUAAGUGAUGUUUUAGUCUUCCCAAAAUUCUCAUUUAACUGUCCAAAUCAAAUCGAUAAUGAUGAUCCAUACAAGAAAUUCUAUUUCAUUACUCAUUUGGCCUCGCAAUUUUGGAAAAACACCCCGAAAGUGGAGCAGAAAUAA
This is a messenger RNA of Saccharomyces paradoxus, 1191 nucleotides long. RefSeq names its product alpha-1,6-mannosyltransferase (gene HOC1). The record is from RefSeq and is a predicted model, not a curated record. Gene Ontology annotation, cellular component: mannan polymerase complex. The transcript has a single exon. Gene Ontology annotation, biological process: protein N-linked glycosylation. The coding region runs from base 1 to 1191 and encodes 396 amino acids. Lineage: Eukaryota; Fungi; Ascomycota; Saccharomycetes; Saccharomycetales; Saccharomycetaceae. Gene Ontology annotation, molecular function: alpha-1,6-mannosyltransferase activity.